CAAUGAUCACAAGAGAAACCGCGUUCAACUACGGCAGGACCGUCCUGCCCGCGCUGGAUUUUACGCACGGAUUUAAACCCCUUUAGCGUGUCCCCGGGAAAUGGAAACACGAUCAUUUGGGAUGUAAGCUUCACACAGACUUGUUUUCGACCUGCAGUCUGCCUGGGCAUCCAUGAGAAAAGCCUGAAACUGUGAGUCCUAUAGCAAUUGGUGUAGCUCGCCAGCACUCCGUUUGUCCAGACCAAUGGCUUCAGACACUUGUUUGCAUCAAUUGGAAUUAUUGGUCGAUUGGAUUUGCAUACCCCUGGGAGGAAAUUAAAACGGUGCGUUUGGAAAACGGAUAUAAACAAAUAAAUCCAAAUAUCCUUGAUGGUGUGGGUUGUCACGACACCAAGUGUUUGCUGAUGCCGGGGUCACGUACAGUACACGCCAGUACCUCCCCGCUCCUUUCCGCGGUGCUCUGAGCUGGUGGCCGGACAGGGGCUGAUGCUGCGCGGCCAGGGCAUGCUGAAGAGCCGCUGCUGCGUCCUGCUUGGUGACCUGAGGGUGCUCCUGCUCGCCCCCAUGAGCAGCCAAGCGACGGCAAGCCAUGAGCCAGGCGUCACCGUCCCCGACAACAAUAACACUUUAACACGGAGCCACCAGCAACAGCCGGCGGGGGACCGAGCCGCCCUGGCCGCAGCGGGAGCCAGUGGACCAGCGGGCGUAUGGGUGGACGCCGCGGAGCUGUCAGCGGCCCUGCGCGGUCACAGUAGCUCUUCAGAUGACUGCUCGAAGGGCAAACUGGAGGAGAGGUUCUCCCUCACCAGCUACACCGAGAGUGGCUUCAGGACGCCCGUGUGCAGGAUCUGCUUCCAGGGGCCUGAGCAUGGGGAGCUCCUGAGCCCAUGCCGCUGCAGUGGGUCUGUCCGCUGUACUCACCAGCCCUGCCUCAUCAAAUGGAUCAGUGAGAGAGGAUCGUGGGCGUGUGAGCUGUGCUACUACAAGUAUCAGGUCAUUGCCAUCAGCACCAAGAACCCACUCCAGUGGCAAGCCAUCUCCCUGACAGUGAUAGAGAAAGUGCAGAUCGCAGCAGCCAUCUUGGGGUCCUUGUUCCUCAUGGCUAGUAUCUCGUGGUUGGUGUGGUCAUCGUUCAGUCCGUCGGCACGCUGGCAACGGCAGGACCUGCUGUUCCAGAUCUGCUACGGCAUGUACGGCUUCAUGGAUGUAGUCUGCAUCGCACUGAUUGUACACGAGGGCCCUUCAGUUUUCCGUAUCUUCCACCGGUGGCAGGCUGUGAACCAGCAGUGGAAGGUGCUGAACUAUGACAAGUCUCUGGACAGUGAGGAGCUGAAGGAGGUGACUGUAGACAGGACUCAGCCCAGACAGGCUGGCUUUCAGACUGGGGUGGGCGUGUCCCACUCCACCUCCUCGCUCAUGGUGGUGGCCUCUACAGCCGCGGGCUCCACCUCCACCACAGUGGUCACGGCUGGGGCAGGACUUGAAGCACACACUGACACCACCAAUGGCAGUGUGGUCCCUGAGCACUGUCCUUACAGCAUUCUCCAUCUCCUCAGCCAUCUGCGACAGACAGAGCCCCGCAGCAGCCAGCCCAGCCACAGCACACGGGAGCUGGUCAUGAGGGUCACCACAGUGUGAGGGGACAUUUACAAAUCAGCCACAUGCUCCCAAUGGACUGCUUUGGAUCAGUACAUGUCUUGUUUGUUCACAUUGCAUCUCUGAUGUCCUUACAUG
Messenger RNA from Periophthalmus magnuspinnatus, 1734 nucleotides. It is a transcript of the gene marchf4b, whose product is annotated as membrane associated ring-CH-type finger 4b. Lineage: Eukaryota; Metazoa; Chordata; Actinopteri; Gobiiformes; Gobiidae. Gene Ontology annotation, biological process: protein ubiquitination. Gene Ontology annotation, molecular function: zinc ion binding; ubiquitin-protein transferase activity. Bases 487 to 1638 code for a protein of 383 amino acids. The transcript is spliced from 5 exons. The record is from RefSeq and is a predicted model, not a curated record.